CGCGGGGCCGCAGGUAUCUGACUGCGCUGUUUGCCCACAGUGCAUCACCGACUGGCACCGGCAGAACGGCUUCCCCAGCUCGCUGGCACUGCCUGACAACACACUGAACUUCGCCAAGAAGCACCCGCUGAUGGAUGAACCCGUCCUGCCGCAGCGCGGCCGCCCGCUGCUGCUCAAGAAGGACUCCAACUUCACCCAGCUGGUGGUGGACCGCGUGGCAGGGCUGGACGGGGCCGUCUACGAGGUGCUCUUUGUGGGCACAGGUGACGGCUGGGUGCACAAGGCGCUGAAUUUGGGCUCCCACGUUCAUCUGGUGGAGGAGCUGCAGGUCUUCGAGCCGGCGCAGCCCGUGGAGAGCCUGGUGCUGGCGGGGCGGAAGAAGCUGCUGUUUGCUGGCUCACGGCUCCAGGUGGCCCAGCUGCCCGUGGCCGACUGCGGCCGCUACCAGUCCUGUGCUGACUGCGUCCUGGCGCGGGAUCCGUACUGCGCGUGGAGCCGCAACGGCAGCCGCUGCGUGCGUUCCGAUGGCCUCAACGGGUCUCACCUGGUGCAGGACGUGCUGGGCUCCGACACGCGCGCCUGUGCCAUGCCGCUGGUGGGCACACAAGGUGCCAUCACCCCCAAGAACGUGACGGUGGCAGCAGGCACCGACCUGGUCCUGACCUGCCGCCUGGGUUCCAACCUGGCUCAGGCUCUGUGGACCUUCGAAGGCCGCGCUCUGCCGGCCCAACAGGCGCUGGUUCUGCACGACGGCCACCUCCGCGCCCUGGUGGUGCCGGGCGCCGGGGCGCAGCACAGCGGGACGUACCGCUGCGUGGCGGAGGAGCGCGGGCUGAGCUCACGGAAAGGGCUGCGCUCGGGGCUAUAA
Meleagris gallopavo (turkey) is the source of this 868-nucleotide messenger RNA. The record is from RefSeq and is a predicted model, not a curated record. Lineage: Eukaryota; Metazoa; Chordata; Aves; Galliformes; Phasianidae.